Molecule: messenger RNA, 1386 nt
Organism: Camellia sinensis
Lineage: Eukaryota; Viridiplantae; Streptophyta; Magnoliopsida; Ericales; Theaceae
Source: RefSeq, a predicted model, not a curated record
UAACUCAUAACUUAGUUAUAUUUAAUUAUUUAUAUAUACCAUAUUAUCUUAUAACUAUCAUAUAACUAAAUUAUUUUAAUAAUUUAAUUUUGAAUUGGCAACCGGUCUAACCGGUUGCCAAAAUCAGAAGUCCAACGGUCCCAAGUCAGUUGCCUCCCUCUCUUGGUCUGGUUCGUGCUCUUGCUCUUCUCUUCUCCUCCCUCCUCUCUUCCACCAUAGCCGAAGCUGCAGAGAUUGUCGAAGUCCAACGGUCAAGCGUCGGGGCCACCGUUCUUCACCUUUCUCUUCUCUUCCACCAUAGCGAGAGAAGAACGAUUGGCCUCCCUCUCUCUCUUGCUCUUCACCUUUCUCUGAAGGGUUUGUUUUUGGAAGCAUUAUCUGAGGUGGGUUCGAUCGAAUUUUGGGCCGUUGAAGCCGUUUUCAAUUCGAUGUUUGUGUUUCUGUUAUCGUCUAGGAAAUGGACAAGAAUCGAGACAUGAGGCGUGGAGGAGCGAGUCGGUCCUCGCCUGCAAAUCCACAAGUUAUUAAGCAAUCUGGUAUGAAUAAUAAUUUUGAGGGCACUGUUUUCUCGAAGAAAUUGAAGAAAGAAAGAAUGAGAAGAUUGAGCGUUGUUGGUAAAGUGAAUUCUAGUAACGAAAACGGCGAAAUGGGUUGUGCUGGGUCUGAAUUUGAAGAUGAGAUUCGUAACACGACAAGUAUUAGCAAGAGAUUUAGGUUUCCCCAAAAGGUUUUUCAUGAAUGCAACACAGUUGAUCAUGCCUCUGUUCCUCGGAAGCUACGGUCAGCCAUGAAGAAGCGCAACCGUGAAUCCAUUUCUCCACCAUUCCCAGAUAAGAAGGAGACAAACCAUGGGACCAAUGGAGUUGAAUUACCGGGCAUAAAGAAAUCCAGACUGAAUGUAGUACAACCAGAAGAUCUAGAUGGAUCUCCAAGCCGGCCAAUCACAAAAGAUGAGGAAGAAGUGGUAGAGACUCUGUAUGCCUUGGCUGAUAUGUUCCCAAACAAUAACAAGAAUGGCUUGGAUGGUGAAUUGGGAAAACCAAAAUCUUGGCAUUUGCCUGAGGGAGAGAGUUCAAGGCCUGCAUGUGAAGGUUCUGCAGCUCCUGAAAAGGAAGAGGACUUAAAGUCACUUUGCCUUUCAACUACUUCUGAGGCUGAGGCUGUCAAUCCUUCGUUGUUAGAAGGAUCGUCUCAUGACAGUGUAGAAGUCAAAUGUUUGAAGGAAUCAUCACAACCUAGUUUUCCCAACAGCACCCAAUUGCUUACAGAAUUGGAUAAUACCAUUUCUCAACGAAAUGUCCAAGCAAUGUUUCCAAUGUCAAAGAGCGAACCUAUCUGUGGGAAACAAGCCUGCAAUUCUGUUGGUUGCAAUGUUCAAUCUUAACU